AUGGAGUGCGAAGGACAGGUGACACCGGAAGUUAGUUCGGAAUUGAAACCAAAAUUGGGACUUGAAUUUGAUUGCUGUGAGGAUGUGUUCAAUUUCUAUAAUAUGUAUGCCGCGAAAGCCGGAUUCGGCAUUCGGUGUUCUACAACGAGAACGUGCACAUUCACAGGAGAGGUAACAAGGAAAGAAUAUGUAUGUUGUAAACAAGGGUAUGCGUUGACAAGCACUGUUAGUCGUAAGAGAAGACAACGAGGUUGUACUCGAACUGGGUGCAAGGCUAAACUUGUGAUUUUGAAGGUAAAUGAGAAGAAUAAGUACACUGUUGUAGGAUUCAAUGAGGUACACAACCAUGACAUGACCACAGUUGAUAAAGUCCAUCUAUUGAGAUCUCACCGUAACUUAACAGAGUCUACAAAGGCCUAUAGUGCACAUAUGAGCAAAGUUAAUAUCCCUGUACAUAAACAGGUAAGCCUUCUUAAGGUGCAAGUAGGGGGACUGGAAAAUGUUGGGUUUGUUAGGAGAGAUGUCUAUAAUUAUGCAUGGGACGUGCGUGGGGAGGUGAUUGGGCAUGAUGCAGAGCUGCUGAAGGAGCAUUUUUUGGCUGAGCAAGGAAAAAAUGAUUCAUUUUAUUUCAAUAUGGAGGUAGAUUCGGAAGUAAAUGUUUUCUGGGCAGAUGCAAGGUCAAGACGAGCUUAUGGGUUUUUUGGGGAUGUGGUUGUAUUUGAUACGACGUUCAACACGAACUGCUAUGGGAUGUUGUUCGAAGAAUUCAAGAAAGCCAUACCAGGUGAGCCACCCAAAAUGAUCAUCACUGAUCAAGAUGCAGCCAUGUCAAAGGCAAUUGCUUUAACUCUCCCAACAACAUUCCAUAGAUAUUGCAUAUGGCAUAUCUUGAAUAAGUUUAUGGAGAAACCCGGCAUUGGGGAAUGUUUUUCGGAAAUGUGCAAAUGCAUAUGGGGUAUGGACACGAAAGAAGAAUUUGAUGCGAAAUGGGAUGAAAUCGUCACAAGCAAUGGGCUGAAAGACCAUCCGUGGCUGAGCUCGAUUCAUGCUUUGCGGGAGAAUUGGGUUCCAUCAUAUGUAAAACAUGUGUUUUUGGCUGGGAUGUCAAGUAGUCAACGGGCUGAAAGCUGUCAUACAUUUUUCAAACCAUAUAUUAACCGAAAAAACACAUUGAUGGAAUUCAUUGUACGUUUUGAAAGAGCUCUUGGUUCACAGAGGCACAAGGAGUUAAUGGCUGAUCAUGUUGAUACCAAUGAAAAACCUUCACUGCCAUUUCGAACACCAAUGCAACAUCAAAUGGCACACAUUUACACUCGGGAAAUUCUUGAAAUGUUUGAGAGGGAAGACGUCCAAAGCAUUUUAUGCUUGUUUGAACUUGUAGAGCAAGAUGAGACCCAGUGCAGGUACAAAGUAAGUGAGCGGGUAAAUCCGGGGGUGACACGGAUGAAGGAGCUUGUGCAUGAUAAAGAUGCCGAUAAAGCUUAUUGCAACUGCAAAGGAUUUGAAUUUUGGGGUAUUCCGUGCCGACACAUCCUAACAUUUUUAAGAAUGAAGCAGGUGGAGCAGUUGCCAGACAAUUACAUAGUGAAACGAUGGCUUCAAAGUGCAAAGUGCGGUGUAGUAUAUGAUAAGAAUGACAAAGAAGUUAAAGAUUGCGUGGACGGUUUGGUUUUGGUUAAGAGAUCGAAACUUGGCAAAGUUGCAGGUGAAUUGAUAGAUUCUGCUUUGUUGUGUGAUGAAGGUUUUGAGUUGCUGAAAAAUUAG
Prunus avium (sweet cherry) is the source of this 1764-nucleotide messenger RNA. RefSeq names its product protein FAR1-RELATED SEQUENCE 5-like. The record is from RefSeq and is a predicted model, not a curated record. Gene Ontology annotation, molecular function: zinc ion binding. Lineage: Eukaryota; Viridiplantae; Streptophyta; Magnoliopsida; Rosales; Rosaceae.